AUGGUUUUCACUAGAUUUGCUUCUAGGCUUGCUCUGCUGGAAGGCCUCGGCCUUCUUGCCGGUGUUCAGGCACUGGGUCCUGCAGAGCGACCUCUGCCGGAGAAGGCCCAGAUCAUCGAUCAGAAGAGCUUCAACAAUCUUGAGGUGGUCUUGCCUCCAGCUGAAGCUAAUGCCACCACGGAGUUCCUCUGGCCCGGUGUGACUCACGAGUCUCUCACGGAGAAGCCCUUCCAUGUCUAUGACCCGGAGUUUUACGAUAUCAUUGGCAGCGACCCUUCGCUUACUCUGAUUGCCUCUAAUGAGUCCGAUGUUCUCUUUCACGAGGCCGUCACAUGGUACCCCCCAACGGAUGAAAUGUUCUUCGUUCAGAAUGCCGGAGCACCUGCGGCUGGAACGGGCUUGAACAAGUCUUCAAUCGUCCAAAAGAUAUCCCUCGCGGAUGCGGAGGCACUGCGAACUGGGUCGCAUACAGCCGAGCAAGUGACGGUGACAGCCGUGCCGUCAAACCCGCAGGUCAUCAACCCCAACGGAGGUACAAAUUACAAAGGCAACAUCAUUUUCGCCGGCGAGGGACAGGGUGAUCGGAUUGCUUCCGCACUCUAUCUCAUGAACCCUGUUGAACCUUACAACACUACUGUGCUUGUCAACAAUUUCUUCGGAAGGCAGUUCAACUCACUCAAUGAUGUUGCUGUUAACCCCCGCAAUGGCGACAUCUACUUCACCGAUACAUUGUAUGGAUUCUACCAGUACUUCCGCCCGGAGCCUGGUCUGCGGAACCAGGUUUAUCGGUUGAACCCCACUACCGGUGCUCUCACUGUCGUCGCAGACGACUUCACGCUGCCCAAUGGUCUCACUUUCUCUCCCGAUGGUAGCUAUGCCUAUGUAACGGACACCGGAAUUAGCCGUGCGCUGUUUGGCAUGAACUUCACCCGACCUGCAUCGAUCUACCGAUUCGAUGUUAAGCCCGACGGCACCUGGGAGAACCGCAAGACGUUCGCUUAUGUCAAUUCCCGUGCCCCUGACGGAAUUCACUGUGAUUCGAAGGGUAACGUGUAUGCGGGCUGUGGAGAAGGUGUGCAUGUCUGGAACCCUUCAGGCAAGCUUAUCGGAAAGAUCUACACCGGCAUUGUCGCAGCCAACUUUCAAUUUGCGGGCGAGGGACGCAUGAUCAUUAUGGGCCGUACGAAGCUGUUCUAUGCUACUCUUGCAGCGUCGGCUGCCCCGUUGAGCUGA
Colletotrichum truncatum is the source of this 1233-nucleotide messenger RNA. RefSeq names its product evolved d-pantonohydrolase. NCBI's taxonomy places the organism in Eukaryota, Fungi, Ascomycota, Sordariomycetes, Glomerellales, Glomerellaceae. The record is from RefSeq and is a predicted model, not a curated record.